CUCGCCCGCCAUGCCGUCCUCGCUGCUCGUCCCUAUCCUCGUCGGGGGCAUGCUCUUCACGGGCUCCAGUAAUUCCCUCUGGAGCAAAUGGCAGGACAUGCAAUGUGUAGAGAACUGCGGGGACAAGAAUCCGGCAAACCAUGUUCUGUAUGAACAGCCCGUGUGGCAGACUCUCCAGAUGUUCCUCGGAGAGAUGCUCUGCUUCCUCCCUGUCAUUUACUCUUGGGCCCGCUCGAAGCGCCAGGCUCAGCCUCUGAGCCUCCCUGCCGACUCCGAAGAAGAGCCUGCCGCCGGCGUAAAGGCCGAGAUCCCCCAGCAGCACCUCGAGGGCUGGAAGGUUUUGCUCUUAUGGUUCCCCGCCGCCUGCGAUCUUGCCGGCACCACGUUGAUGAACGUCGGCCUGCUCUACACCCCGGUCUCGAUCUAUCAGAUGACCCGGGGCGCCCUGGUCCUGUUCGUCGGCGCCCUCUCCGUCAUCUUCCUCCGCAGGCGUCUCUGGCUCUACCAAUGGACCGCCCUUAUCACCGUUAUGGCAGGCGUGUCACUUGUCGGUUUGAGCGGUUCCAUGGUCAAGGAUGCCGUGAAAGAACCCGCAGUGAAUAUGUUUGACGAGACGGAGCCCGUCGAAGAGCCGGAAGUCACGAAAGUUCUCGUCGGCGUGUUCUUCAUCCUCUUCGCUCAGGUCUUCACCGCUACCCAAUUCGUCGUCGAAGAGAAGAUUCUUACCCGUUACUCCGUCCCUUCUCUGGUCGCUGUGGGCUAUGAGGGGCUGUUCGGCGCGCUCACCAUCGUCCUCGCCAUGCCGCUUCUCGCGCGCUUCUCGUCCGUGUCUCCGUUCUUCGAUCUGCCGCGUGGCUGGCACCAGAUGGUCGACACCCCCGCGGUCCUGUGGUCCGGCGUCGUCAUCGCCUUAUCCAUCUCGCUCUUCAACUUCUUCGGCCUCAGCGUGACCCGCCAUAUCAGCGCGACGGCGCGCAGCGUGAUCGACUCGUGCAGAACGCUCAGCAUCUGGAUCGUUAGUCUCGGGCUUGGCUGGGAGGUGCUCGCCUGGCCGGUCUCCCUCCUGCAGGUCGCUGGUUUCGCGCUUCUGGUAUACGGAACGUUCCUCUUCAACCACAUGGUCAACCCACCGCGCUUCCUGCGUCCCCGGUCGAGCGAAACGCCUGCUGCGCCGACCGAAGACGACGCCGAGACGGCCACGCUGCUCGCCGAGGAGGCCCUCGACGAUACCGCCUUGCUUCCCUCCGAGCUUGGGCGCAGUGGGUUCGAUGUCGUUCCCCCCGAAGAGCUUGCACGCUCGCACUCGCGUUCGCGUGCCCCGACCGGCUCCGUGCCCGCUGCGGGCGACGGCGAGGACCGUGUCUGAGCGAAUCUCCUCGGCUCGUUGUAUGUACGGCGGUGGGUGCCCGCCCGUCCGCAUAGCGCGGUCCCGUACGGCUGCUUGUUUGCCCAAGGCGGACGCCUGCUAAUAGUUCUUUGGAUGGUGUACAUUGUGUAACAGUCAUAUUCGUCAUUGCUAUUCGACGCUAUAACUUAU
Messenger RNA from Trametes versicolor FP-101664 SS1, 1537 nucleotides. RefSeq lists its product as uncharacterized. The coding region runs from base 11 to 1366 and encodes 451 amino acids. NCBI's taxonomy places the organism in Eukaryota, Fungi, Basidiomycota, Agaricomycetes, Polyporales, Polyporaceae. The transcript is spliced from 12 exons. The record is from RefSeq and is a predicted model, not a curated record. Gene Ontology annotation, cellular component: Golgi membrane; intracellular membrane-bounded organelle. Gene Ontology annotation, biological process: pyrimidine nucleotide-sugar transmembrane transport. Gene Ontology annotation, molecular function: pyrimidine nucleotide-sugar transmembrane transporter activity.